This is a messenger RNA of Lacerta agilis (Sand lizard), 2260 nucleotides long. RefSeq names its product amidohydrolase domain containing 2 (gene AMDHD2). The coding region runs from base 121 to 1353 and encodes 410 amino acids. The record is from RefSeq and is a predicted model, not a curated record. Gene Ontology annotation, biological process: N-acetylglucosamine catabolic process. The transcript has 12 exons. Gene Ontology annotation, molecular function: N-acetylglucosamine-6-phosphate deacetylase activity. Lineage: Eukaryota; Metazoa; Chordata; Lepidosauria; Squamata; Lacertidae.
CAAUGCUCUGGGCUUCUUUCCGAGGGAAACCACGGGGGUUCAGCAGCUACUCGGAACACCUCUUCUUUCCCUGGAGCAGGAAUGCUAGCCAAUGAGAAGGCACAUUCCCUGAAUGCCUGAAUGAUGCCACCUGACAAAGCCACCUCAGAUGCUCCAGUCUUCCAGUUUACUAACUGCUGGAUUUUGAAGAAUCAUGAGCUGCAAAGAGAGGACUUGUGGGUGAGAGAAGGAAAGAUCCUAAACCCAGAGAAGCUGUUCUUUGAUGAAAAGAAACAUGCAGACGUCCGGCUGGACUGCAAGGGAAGCAUCCUGGCACCUGGCUUCAUUGAUGUGCAGAUCAAUGGAGGCUUUGGAGUGGAUUUCUCCCUGGACACAGAAGAUACAGGAGCAGGAAUCUCACUGGUUGCCCAGAAAAUACUGUCUCACGGAGUGACCUCUUUUUGCCCGACCCUGGUGUCCUCACCAUCAUCUGUAUAUCACAGGGUGCUGCCUCAGAUCUGCGUUAAAAAUGGAGGACUUCAUGGAGCUGGUGUCCUAGGGGUUCAUCUGGAGGGUCCAUUCAUCAGCAAGGAAAAAAGAGGGGCACACCCAGAGCACUGCCUUCGCACCUUUGAGAAGGGAGCCUUCCAGGAAUUGCUAGACACCUAUGGGAGCCUGGACAGCGUCCGUAUUGUCACCCUAGCACCUGAGAUGAAGAGGAGCAGUGAAGUGAUCAAGGAGCUCACCAAGUGUGGCAUCUGUGUGUCACUAGGUCACUCCAUGGCUAACCUAUCUCAUGCCGAGGAGGCUGUUCAGCAUGGGGCCACCUUCAUCACUCACCUUUUCAAUGCCAUGUUACCUUUCCACCAUCGAGAUCCUGGGAUUGUGGGACUCCUCACAAGCGACAAGAUCCCCCCAGGUCAGAAAGUGUUCUAUGGCAUGAUAUCAGACGGCAUCCACACGAAUCCUGCUGCCCUGAGGAUCGCUCACCGGGCUGACCCUAAAGGUCUGGUCCUGGUGACAGAUGCCAUCACAGGUAUGGGGCUUGCCCCAGGCAGGCACACCUUGGGCCAACAGGUGGUGGAGAUGGAUGGGCUGAACUCCUACAUUGCAGGGACCAAAACGCUGAGUGGCAGCGUUGCAACCAUGGACACAUGUGUUCGACAUUUCAAGGAUGCCACUGGUUGCUCUGUAGAGACGGCACUGGAAGCUGCUUCUCUACACCCUGCUCAGCUCUUGAAAAUUGAGGACAGAAAGGGCACCUUGGAUUAUGACACUGAUGCAGAUUUCUUGUUGCUGGAUGACAAGCUCCAUAUUCGGGCAACCUACAUUGCAGGCCAGCAGGUCUGGAGGCAGGACAGCUUUGCCAUCUAAAUCUAGAGCUGAGACUAUGACAGCAGCACUUCAGAUCAGUGGCAGAGAGUGGAUUCUAGCCAGCAUGGAGCCUUUUUUCUCCAAAUGCCACUGUCUCUCUUGUUCCUGUUCAGUGGAGGCUGGUGCAUUAAGGGCCCACCAUCCUCAGUUGGCCCUUAAUCCGCCAGCCCUCACCUGCCUGUCUUCUUACUUAAAACCAACCCAGGGGUGACCCUGGCUGGCAGCUUCUUCCUCUUUGGUCUCAAGUUUUGCCGUUGUGCAACUCACCAGGCGGAUGGGGAACAAAUCUCAAAUAAGUUGGCUCCACCAACUCCCAUUGGCUGUGGCUCCCCUCAUCACUGGCUCUAUCUUCUGACCAUCCCACCAGUCCCAGUGAACACCAGCCAUCUCUGCUUCCUGUGACUCUGGAAAAAAGAAGUCUUAUUCAAACAAGUUCCAGCUGUGGCAUUCCUUUCUCCUGUUCACAAAGUGCAUCCUGCAUGACAAGUUGCGUGUUUCCAAGGAGCUGUGGAUGAAGCUGUUUAUUUCCUCACCUGGCCCCAGAAACCUGGAAGUGGUGUCCGCCUGGCUGCCUUCAGAUGCUUGCUUUUCCCGUUUUUGUGUGUGAAUGCAAAGGCCUGGGGGAAAGUAUUGCACACAGCUGAACCGAAGCGCAAUCAACUUAUGAGGCUGUUUUUAUCUAAAGAACUUCUCAAGCACGUCUGAAACAACAGACACUUGCCCCUGAGAUUUUAAAAAUGCUGAAUUCUGCACUAGGUGCCACAGGGGAGCUCUGGCCAUUUUCCUCCCACAGUGCCUCCAUUGUGGCCUUCAGCCAUAAACCCACCCCUACCCCUUGUAAUGCUGGAAUGGUGCCUUUUCUUUUACUGUCAUCUUCCUUGCCACAGAUUAAAGCCAGCUGAGACAU